Messenger RNA from Chelonus insularis, 1269 nucleotides. RefSeq names its product multiple coagulation factor deficiency protein 2 homolog. The transcript has 6 exons. NCBI's taxonomy places the organism in Eukaryota, Metazoa, Arthropoda, Insecta, Hymenoptera, Braconidae. The coding region runs from base 724 to 1206 and encodes 160 amino acids. The record is from RefSeq and is a predicted model, not a curated record.
UUACCACUCAAAAGUUGCCAACCAUAUUUUCAAUACACCGAUUUUUAUCUACUCAAGUCAAUCCUCUGUACUGAGACUAUCGAUUAUAUUUAUCCAUUUCUAUGGUUAUUUUUUUCGUUUUGAAUUGAAAAAAAAAUUCAUUUUCAAUUUUUAUGGAUGAUUUAAUUGAAUUUUAUUAUUGUUAUUGUUUUUCUAAUGAAUAAUAUGAUGAUUUGGUGGCAAAAUAUUGACAAAGAUUGUAAAAGAAAAGUGGAAAAUCCGAAAAAUAAGUAAAUACCCGCUCUUGGGUAUUUCGCGCAAGAUUACAUUCACGCAAGCUCAAAGAAAAACGUCGAUAAUCGGUCGCGCGUGCGAGCCAACGAGUAUUGUAGAAAAUAGCCGGGUAAACAUAUCGAGAUAAGCGACCCUGGAACGAUUGAAAACAACGUAGGUCCAGUAUCUAUAUCAUCAAUCGUGUGUAAGAGAGGAAGAGACUGAAAAAUCAACUAAAAAGAUUAAAAGCUCAGAUUUCGACACUACUCUCAGGUCGUGGGGUAGAUCUCUCGUUCCAACUACAGGGUGCUAGCGUGUACCACAGGGGUCCACUUGCAGAGAGCUCAAAGUAGGAGAAAGUGAGUGCGACGACAGGUCCUCGGGGAACUCACUCAACAUAUGCAUUCCCGGUCCAGUGGAUCCCACUAAGCUCAUAGAAUUGAUUCAAUGUUCUAGCUUUAAAGUUGAAAGAUGUUGAUGAUACUUUUACUUGGACUACACUUACAAUCAUCUUGGGGCUUUCGAGGACCUCAUCAUCCACAGAGCUCUGUUUCACAUCAUCAUUACGCACCCCAAGCAGACGUCAAAUUGACUCACGACUCUCAAUUACUACACGAUACCGCACAUUUAGCUGAAGAUAUGAAUAAUCUUGGAGAACAUUUAGAUUUAUCCAAAAUGAGUGAAGAAGAAUUAGACUUUUAUUACUUCAAGAGCCAUGAUGUGGACAAUAAUACUAAAUUAGAUGGAUUAGAAAUGCUCUACGCAAUUCAACAUACUUUUCACGAGGACGAUAUUCAUGAGACUGAUGACUCUAUUCCUUUAAUUGUUGAUUUGAUAGACCGAGUAUUAGAAGAAGACGACUUGGAUAACGACGGGUACCUUGGAUAUGCUGAGUAUGUUUUAUCUCGGCAAAGUUCAGAGCGACCAAAAAAUUUAAAACUUGAUAUAAAAUAAUAACAAAGUUGAAAUAUUUUACUCUUAUAAAUUUUAUGAAAUAAUUAAAGUCUUUGUAAUCAA